UAUACGUUGUAUUCCGCCGCGGUCGUCGUACACGAAAGGUCGCGCAUUCAUCGGCCACUGACUGCGAGCUCGAGCUGCGCUCGGCAAAAAGGAUUUAAAAGCUUGCUCAAACACACGAACUGGCACAGUGUCGUUGACCACGCUACUCUUCGAACGCAUAAGUUCACUAGUCGACACCAAGCACAGUCUUACUGCCGUAUCGUCUAGAAGAUCGAGGUCAAAAUUGCCAUAUCUGUUUCUAUUACUUAUCAAUAUGAGGCCCAAAAUGUUGACAAUACAAUGUGGAAUAAUGGUGAUUUUGCUCACGCUACAAGACGUGCACUCAUUUCGCUGGCUGGGAAUAAACAGUACGGAGGUAAAUCAAUCGCAAGUUGAAGAUCUCCGUCGUUACCUGUGUUCGUCAUCACCGCGUGCAAGCAGGAAUAAACUUUUGGACAAGGAACAGAAAAAAAUUUGCAGAAAAAAGAUCAGAAUGAUGAAAUAUGUCGUCAUCGCUGCCGAACUUGCGAAGACCGAAUGCUUGCGCUUGACAAAGUACGAAAGAUGGGAUUGCAAGGCAGUACUCCAGUUACCAAAGUUCUCAAAAGACCUGCGAGCUGGUACAAGAGAAGCAGCGUUUUUGCAUGCCCUCUCAUCGGCAGCACUUGUCUUUGCCAUAACUCAAGGUUGCACGACAGAUGGUGUGUGCGAUUGUGGAAGGGAGCCCGGUCUAUCCUUGCUUCAAAGCUACAGACGCAAGCAUGGCAGUGACCGGUACACGUAUGCCUGGCGUGGCUGUCAUGACAACAUUGCUAUUGCUACACGAUUCAGUAAAGACUUUCUCGAUCGCCGCGAAGUAAAGAAAACAAAAUCUGUUCCAAGAAAAGUUUUAAAUUUACAUAACAAUGACCUAGGACGCAAGGUUGUUCGUGAUAGUCUGGUUCUGGACUGUAAGUGCCAUGGCAUAACGGCACAAUGCACAAAACGUUACUGCAGGCGCAUUUUGACGAUAGAAUUUCCCAAGGUGUCGAAAAAGAUCUUUGCCGCGUAUAAAAAUGCCAUGCAGGUGAAACUGAAGAAAACUAGCAGCACCAAGAUGGAGCUCAUCCCAAAACGGAAGAAAUUCCGCAGACCUGGUGAGCUCGCAAAAUCCAUGACAUAUCUCUACAGAUCCAGGGACUUUUGCUCAUACGAUAGGCGCAACAAGUUGCCCGGAACAAGCGGUCGUACUUGCGGGCACAAGUACGAAUACCCAAGCUCACAAACGUCAUCAAAGCGGGCCAUCGUCGACAGAUUGCUGGUAAGCAAAUGCAAAAUGUUGUGCUGCGGACGCGGGCACCAGACGGUAUUGGAAAAUGUCAAGAUAAAAUGUCGUUGCAAGUUCGACUUCAGAAUUAUGGAUGUGCGAUGCAAGACAUGUACAGCACGAAAAAACACGUACGUAUGCAAUUAAUGGAAUGACAACACACGCUGAUUGGUCGUAAUUUCUGAUGACCAUCGGCGCAAAUGCACUGUACUCAAAAAAUGGACACGAGCAAACAAUACAUACGAGCGUAUCAUUUUAUCCGUUUGACAAAGUGUUGCAGUUACAUAGAUUGGGGAAAGACAAAAACUUCAAAGCACUAUUCUUCCUUCGCGAACGCAACCCAAUAAGUCUAUUACUUAAGUCUAUUACGAGGUAAAUUUUAUUGCAUAAGGUAUCAUAGCAAAAUAUAUAACGCAGCACAUUUCAAAAAGAAUAAAUUUUAAUAUUUAACGCAUGUCGUGCGCUUUAGAAGAAUAAAACGGCACAAAGUAUUCGGGAGAAUGUAGAUAGAAUCAAAGUUUAUGAAAAAUCAAUGGAUAAUACUGUGUGCUCAACAGGGUGCAGCUAUGUAAAAAAGAUCUUUUGAAAUUGACUUGUUGUACAAAGGCAACCACGGGCCACGAAAUUGUCAGCUGCAUGCAUGCAUGUUAAAAUCUUUGUCACAUGCACAAGAGCUUUUCGGCACUUGGGAAUUUAAAACAACUUCUACCUGUAAAAUCCGUAUAAUGAUGCACCAUUCGCUUUUACACCCCGAUCGAGCUGGAAGUAAGCAAUUUUUCUAUUUAGUAUAACCCAAUUGUUGAAUUUUACGAACGUGCCAUUAAAUACACAAUUUUCUUCAAAAAUGUUGCACUAGUUAUCCUUAUUUAAAGGCUGCUGCCAGCAAUAAGACUGAUAUGAUAUUAUUUUGUAUCAGACCAUCAACUUGGCUGAAUUGCAAGUCAAGAAUAUGACAUUCAUUCCUUUGCAAUCAAAAUGAAGCGUUUACCUUUGUUUACCUUAGAAAAUAUAGAUGUUUUUACAAAUAUGUCGUUUUGGACUACAAAAGCUUGGAUCUUAUCGUCUUUGCAAGAUGAUAACACUUUGUGAAAAUUUCGGCAAACUUUUGCUUUAAACGUGAAUUAUUAGUAAAAUAACAUUCUCGUGCAAUACUAUUCCAUAUUGAUUUUGUGAAAGUAUCUUGCUGGGAAGUUACACAUGCGUAGUGAAAAAACACGCCACAGUUUUAGCCGGAGUGGGCCUUCUGUUGGAUGUCUAUACUGUGUUUAUGCUGAACUGGUGAAUGUGGCAGUUUAUAUUUUAGUUGGCAAAAAGUUACAAAGGGAAACUGGGUAUAUCAGCUAUGAUUUUCUCAAGUUAGUCCCAAACAAUGAUAUGGUAAUCGAAGAGAGAUUUUUGGUACUUACAUUCACAAUACUAUAUUCCGGUCUUUGAUUAUAAAUAGUAGUUUAAUGGACACUCGACAUGAAUCCGCUGAUUUAUAAGAUUUUUCUGGGUGUUAAUGAGUAAAAGUGCUGUUUAUUCACCUUUCAAGACUUCCAGCAUCAGUUCAAUCUUUAAAAAAAUGGUGACAAAAGCGUCGAGCCAGUAAAAACAUUGCUUUCGUCGGCCGCGAAGCAUGCCAAUUUUUUCUAUUGCAAUGCAAAUACUAAUCUGUGCAACCUCUGGAAAACAAUGAAUGGAAUAAAUUUUCUAAAGAAACCAACAGAAAAUUUUUGUUGAAAAUUUUGCAUGGUAGGAGAAAAAUUCGUGCUGGUUUUGCCAGCCCUGGCCCUCGAUGAAUUAAUUUCACAGAAUACCUUGUGCAAAAUAAAACAUCGACAUGAGCACACCAGAAAAAAUUAAUGACCGAUAAAAUUAUCCAAGUGCGGCGGGAUAGGUUUUUUACCAACAUCUCACACUUUUAAAAAACUUCCAACACAUUUUCAUUAGAUCCUGUACUUGGAAGGCUUUUCCAAGAUUCAAAUAUUUUUCUGGCGAACGGAAAACGGUAUUCUUCACUUGCAACCAUUCUCUUGAGAUUUACCAAACAAUGUUGCUCGCCCACGUCGGCUGGUGCCAACAAUAGCACUGAUAAAAUAUUCUUUUGUAUCAUACCACCAACAUGGCUGAAUUGCAACUCAAGAAUACUGGCAUCAAGAAUCACAAUCGCUGCUGGUACAAGAAAAUACUACUUUUGUUUACCUUAAUCUAAUCAUUUGACGCUUAAUACUUUUUCUCAAAUAUAUGUUAAAAACAUUUCACACGUCAGCAAUUUCAGCAUGUUCAAUUUAGUAAAUAAAUAUAAUAUGACCACAAUAACGAUAUAUGCAACGUUGA
This is a messenger RNA of Xenia sp. Carnegie-2017, 3604 nucleotides long. Its product is annotated as protein Wnt-4-like. Gene Ontology annotation, molecular function: cytokine activity; frizzled binding. The coding region runs from base 254 to 1432 and encodes 392 amino acids. The transcript has 4 exons. Gene Ontology annotation, biological process: canonical Wnt signaling pathway; multicellular organism development; neuron differentiation. Lineage: Eukaryota; Metazoa; Cnidaria; Anthozoa; Malacalcyonacea; Xeniidae. The record is from RefSeq and is a predicted model, not a curated record. Gene Ontology annotation, cellular component: extracellular region.